Molecule: messenger RNA, 1523 nt
Organism: Schistocerca gregaria
Lineage: Eukaryota; Metazoa; Arthropoda; Insecta; Orthoptera; Acrididae
Exons: 7
Coding region: 94-735 (213 amino acids)
Biological process (GO): vesicle-mediated transport; protein secretion
Cellular component (GO): Golgi membrane
Source: RefSeq, a predicted model, not a curated record
CCUUAAGCGAUAUCUUUGAUUUGCCAGCUGUUGAUACGCGUCGGUGGCAUAGCUUUGACUGACACAUGGUAGUUUCAGUCAAAACAGCGAAAAAUGGCGUCUGCUUCGGCGCCUCUUUUAGACGAUGACACGCUGGCGUUUGGCGAAGAGGAGGAAAUAAACUCUAAGAAAAUAGUGCAUCCAUAUGUCACAUUUUUCCAUUUAUCCUUCAGAGUAUCAGCGCUGCUAGUGUACAUGUUAUGUGGCCUGUUCAGUACUAGUUUCAUUGCGAGUUUUGUGACGAUAGUGUUGCUUCUGUCAAUGGAUUUUUGGACUGUGAAGAAUAUUACAGGAAGACUUAUGGUUGGUCUUCGGUGGUGGAAUUAUGUUGAUGAUGAUGGGAAGUCCCACUGGGUUUUUGAAGCAAGAAAGAAUAAAGUUAAUGCAACAGAAGCACAGAUAUUUUGGCUGGCCUUAAUUCUGUGUCCACUGUUGUGGAGCAUCUUGUUCCUGGUUGCGUUGUUUGGAUUUUCCUUUAAGUGGUUGCUUGUCAUCUGCAUAGCUUUAGCCCUUAAUGGAGCAAAUUUAUAUGGCUACAUAAAGUGUAAAAUUGGAAGCAACCAGUCGGUUGGACAGUCCGUUUCAUCAAUGACCUCAGAUUUCUUUAGGAAGCAAGUGAUACAGAAUAUGGCAUCUCUAUUAACGAGGAGCAAUCAGCGUCCAAGUAAUGCACCAGGACAGACAAAUGUGAUUUAAAUUGUUCCUCAUAUAUGGAAACUGAAGACUUAAAAAUCAAAUAUAUUCCAAAUUUUCUUCUGUAUUAUACUGUAGUAUUUGUAACUUAUUUAUAUCUGACAAGUCUUCCUGUUCUUUUCAGCACAAUGGUAUUUUUCUCUGUACAUGUCAGUUUCUUACAUUCCAUAACUGCUUUUGUCAUUGAGAAGUUUCUUCAGAAAUAACACUGCUGCAAUCCAACAAAAUUGAGUAUUUGCAUUACUCCUAUGUUCGGAAACAGUUGGCAUCAAUUAUCAUCCUGUAUUUCUAUCAUUAUCAAAACAAUGUGUACAGUAGUGAAUACCAUUUAUUGUUGCAUGAUGCAUUGGAAUUGUAAAUUAUGUGACUCAAUAUGAGAUGUAACACAGUAUACUGAACAGAGACUUCAAUGGCCUCACAUUGUGAUGAGCUCACAAUUUAAUGAAAAUAUGUAAGUGUGUAAAUUGCUUCACCUCAAGAUGUUAUUUUGUAAACAAAAGACCUGUUUUGUCAUUACCAUGACUAUUUGUAAAUAUUGUAUAAAAGAGAGUUGUGUUUCAUGGUUAACAUGUAAUUACUUAUGACUGUUCACUGAAAUGUGUGACUGUAUUUAUGCAAAUGCAGAGAGAGAGAGAGAGAGAGAGAGAGAGAGAGAGAGAGAGAGAGAGAGAUUGAUUGAUUGAUUGAUUGAUUCAUGAACUGUUUGAUCUUCAGCAUAAUGCUGAGGUAUAUUUUUACGGUUUUUAUUUCCUUGUCAUACACUAUUUAAUAAAAAGUAUGUCUGUAAAAUA